GGUGAUAAAAGAUCAAUAUUUAGGUAAAGAUAGAAAGACAGACAGAUAGAUAGACAGAGAGAUCGAUAUAGAGGGAUAGAUCAACUUAGAUAAUCAGUUCUUAAAAAAAAAAAAGAUAAUAUAUAAGAAAUGGAUGUUUAGCAAACGGAUAGAGAUAAUACUGAUAAACAGUUAACAUGCGAAACAUACAGACACGGAAAUGUGUACAAGGCAAAUCUGAGCUAUGCCACACACACACACACACACACACACACACACACACACACACACACACACAAACUCAACGACCGUGGCUGCCCCUGUCUUCCCAGCGACGCCAUUGCAGGGGCUAACCAUCCUAAAUCCUAAUAAAAGAAGCUUACAUACUAACAAUGUAGACCUUCAACCAGCUUGUCGCAAUGUCUACAAGUGCUUGAGAUGUAGAAGAAACAUAAUUUGUCACUGAGGUGACUUGUGGACGACAUGGGGGAAAAAUUAUAAAACGUAACGAAAAGUAGAAUAAAAUCUCUCACUCUGAAUUAACCUAACGUACUUUUUGUUGGAAGAGAUAAAGUGAUUAACCCCUUCAGUGCCAUGACGCGUUUCUUUGUUCAUUCUGCUUACUAUCUGGUGAUUUUGCACAGCUUCAAAAACUUAUGUGGGGGAUGAAAAUUGAGAAGAUUGUGGCCAUUAAUCUCCUGACCUCCAGAGACCCUUCUUAAUGUCAGCAGGAUGGUCUAAUCGUACACAAAUCCCAAGGUAAAAAUGUAUCCCAGUACUGAAGGGUUUAAGUAAAAUACACGUAUAUGAAUAUCAAACAGAGCAAACAAGAGACAAUACUAAUUAAAACUCGUGAUUAAGAAGAGAAAAAGGACAUCUGGGCAAAAAAAAUCCUAGAUAAAUAUUUCGUCAGGUCAAUUUAAGGAGUCACUGAUAAAAAAGAGACCAGCAACAAGAAUUCUGGAUCAAAAUUUCACCAUAUUGAAACUAAAGACCACAAUUUUUUAUCUUAGCUGGAGGUGAAUACACUGUGAGCACUUAUGGGAGGCAAGAUAAUGCUAAGACAGAGAAGAGAGCCCUUUAAGACCCGUGUGUAUGAGCAACGAGUGUGGAGAGCUGUGAGAGUAACGAGUGAGAGGAGAACUGAAGGUUCCAGGGCUGUUCUGCCAUUGUGUGUCUGACUUCACUUCGACUACUCUCAAGCACCAACCUUCGCCCACACCGCCACCACCAUGCCUGGCCACGUCGUCCUCAAGAGCACUGGACCUGAUCCCGACCCCACCGAGUACCUCUACGUGUCCCUGGAGCAGAAGCGCAUUGACCAGACCAAGCCCUAUGAUGCCAAGAAGGCGUGCUGGGUGCCCUGCGAGAAGGAAGGCUACGUCAUCGGCGAGAUCCAGGGCACCAAGGGAGACCUGGUAACCGUGGGCCUUAGCGGAGGAGAGACCAAGAACUUUAAGAAGGACGUUGUGUGCCAGGUGAACCCUCCCAAGUUCGAGAAAUGCGAGGAUAUGUCUAACCUGACUUACCUCAACGAUGCCUCCGUGCUGUAUAACCUCAAGUCCCGCUACGUGUGCAAGCUUAUCUACACCUACUCCGGCCUGUUCUGCGUCGCCAUCAACCCCUACAAGCGCUACCCCAUCUACACUAACCGCGUCGUCAAGAUCUACCAGAGCAAGAGGCGUAAUGAGGUCCCGCCCCACAUCUUCGCUAUCGCCGACGGUGCCUACAUGGACAUGCUGCAGAAUCACGAUAACCAGUCUAUGUUGAUCACUGGCGAGUCUGGAGCCGGAAAGACAGAGAACACCAAGAAAGUUAUCCAGUAUUUUGCCAACAUCGCCCGGAGAAGUGACCCCUUUGACAAGAAAGCGGUGCAAGUCAAGUUUUCCUCCGGUGGUAACCUUGAGGACCAGAUCGUGCAGACCAACCCCGUGCUGGAAGCCUUCGGUAACGCCAAAACAGUGCGAAAUGACAACUCCUCUCGCUUCGGUAAGUUCAUCCGUAUCCACUUCGGCCCCACUGGCAAGCUGUCUGGUGCUGAUAUCGAAACCUACCUGCUGGAGAAGGCCCGUGUCAUCUCCCAGCAGUCCCUCGAGCGAUCCUACCACAUCUUCUACCAGCUCAUGUCCAACCAGGUCAAGUGGAUCAAACCGACGUGUCUCUUGUCCAACGACAUCCACGACUAUCACUUCGUGUCUCAAGGCAAGGUCACCGUGGCUUCCAUUGACGACAAAGAGGACAUGCAGUUCACUGAUGACGCCUUCGACGUGCUGGGCUUCAGCAAGGAAGACAAGGAGAACGUGUACAAGGUGACGGCCGCUGUCAUGCACUUCGGAGAGAUGAAGUUCAAACAAAGAGGCCGAGAGGAGCAGGCCGAGGCUGACGGCACAGAGGAAGGUGACAAGGUGGGCAAGCUGAUGGGCGUCGACGGCGCCGACCUGUACAAGAACCUGACCAAACCCAAGAUCAAGGUCGGUAACGAGUUCGUGACGCAGGGCCGUAACAAGGACCAGGUGGCGUACUCCGUGGGCGCUCUGGCCAAGGGUAUCUUCGAUCGUACCUUCAAGUGGUUGGUGAAGAAGUGUAACGUGACCCUCGAGACAGGCCAGAAGCGAGUCACCUUCAUCGGCGUGCUGGACAUCGCCGGCUUUGAAAUCUUCGACUUUAAUGGUUUUGAGCAGCUAUGCAUCAACUUCACCAACGAAAAACUACAACAGUUCUUCAACCACCACAUGUUUGUGCUUGAGCAAGAAGAGUACAAGAGGGAAGGCAUUCAAUGGACCUUCAUUGAUUUUGGUCUUGACCUCCAGGCUUGUAUUGAACUCAUUGAGAAGCCCUUGGGUAUCCUCUCCAUUCUUGAAGAGGAGUCCAUGUUCCCCAAGGCUACCGACAAGUCCUUUGAAGAGAAGCUGAAGACUAACCACCUUGGAAAGUCUCCCAACUUCAUCAAGCCCAAGCCCCCCAAGCCAGGCCAGGCUGAGGCCCACUUCGCCAUCGUUCACUACGCCGGCACCGUACCCUACAACCUCACUGGCUGGCUCGAGAAGAACAAGGACCCCCUCAACGAUACAGUGGUGGACCAGAUGAAGAAGGCCUCCAACCGUCUUUCUGUGGAGAUCUUCCUCGACCACCCAGGACAGUCCGGCGCCCCUGACACCGGCGGCAAGGGUGGAAAGCGCGCCAAGGGCUCUGGAUUCCUGACAGUUUCCUGCCUGUACAGGGAGCAACUGAACAACUUGAUGACGACUCUCAGAAGCACUGCGCCCCACUUCAUCCGUUGUAUCAUCCCUAAUGAGCUGAAGGCGCCUGGUGUGAUCGACGCGGCUCUCGUCAUGCACCAGCUUACUUGUAACGGCGUGCUUGAAGGCAUUCGUAUCUGUCGCAAGGGCUUCCCCAACAGGAUGGUCUACGCUGACUUCAAACACCGCUACAACAUCCUGGAUCCCAAGGUUACCAAAAACUUGAAGGAUGACGACAAGACAGCCAGCCAGGAACUGUUGACUUCAGUGGAGCUCGAGUCUGAAAAGUACCGCAUGGGGCACACCAAGGUAUUCUUCCGCGCUGGUGUGCUGGGUGCCCUCGAGGAAAUCCGUGACGACCGCCUGGCCAAGAUCAUCUCGUGGCUGCAGGCGUGGAUCCGAGGCUACAUCAGCCGCAAGGCCUACAAGAAACUGCAGGAACAGCGCGUGGCCCUCAUCGUGGUACAGAGGAACAUCAGGAAGUUCAUGAAGCUCCGCACCUGGGCAUGGUACCGCCUAUGGCAGAAGGUCAAGCCUCUUCUCAAUGUCACCCGCAUCGAGGACGAGAUUCGCGCCCUGGAGGAGAAGGCCGCCAAGGCUGAGGAGAACUACGAGCGAGAGGCCAAGCUGCGCAAGGAACUCGAAGCUGCAAACCUCGCCCUCCUGGAGGAAAAGAACAACCUUAUGGUCACCCUCGAGUCCACCAAGGGCAACGUGUCUGAAUACCUGGACAAGCAGGCCAAGCUGCAGAGUCAGAAGGCCGACUUGGAAGCUCAACUCAACGAAACCACAGAGCGCCUGCAGCAGGAAGAGGAGGCUCGUAACCAACUCUUCCAGAACAAGAAGAAGACAGAACAGGAACUCAAUGGCCUCAAAAAGGACAUUGAAGAUCUUGAGCUGUCGGUGCAGAAGGCGGAACAGGAUAAGGCUACCAAAGACCACCAGAUCAGAAACCUCAAUGACGAAAUUGCUCAUCAAGAUGAACUCAUCAACAAAAUCAACAAAGAGAAGAAGCACUUGCAAGAAUGCAACCAGAAAACUGCCGAGGACUUGCAGGCUAUUGAGGAUAAGUGCAAUCACCUCAACAAAGUCAAAGCCAAGUUGGAACAGACUCUCGAUGAGCUCGAAGACUCUCUUGAGCGCGAAAAGAAACUGCGCGGCGAAGUCGAUAAGGCCAAGAGGAAAAUUGAGGGUGACCUCAAGUUGACUCAGGAAGCCGUUGCAGAUCUGGAGCGCAACAAGAAGGAACUUGAGCAGAGCAUCCAACGCAAGGACAAGGAAGUGUCUUCUCUUGCCUCCAAGCUGGAGGAUGAGCAGAGUCUUGUAUCUAAGCUGCAGAAGCAGAUUAAGGAACUGCAAGCUCGCAUUGAGGAGCUCGAAGAAGAACUAGAGCAUGAGCGUCAGGCUCGCGCCAAGGCUGAGAAGUCUAAGACUCACUUGGGCCGUGAACUGGAGGAGCUUGGUGACCGCCUAGAUGAGGCUGGCGGCGCCACAGCAGCACAGAUCGAACUUAACAAGAAGCGUGAGGCUGAACUGGCGAAACUACGCCGUGACAUCGAGGAGUCCAACAUCCAGCAUGAAGCCGCCCUCGCCAACCUCCGCAAGAAGCACAACGAUGCCGUCGCCGAAAUGUCAGAGCAAAUCGACCAUCUCAACAAAAUGAAAGCCAGGGCCGAGCGGGAAAAGACCACUCUCUCCUCGGAGCUCAAUGAUGCACGCUCAGCAGCUGAUCUUAUGAGUAAUGAGAAGGCCGCCGCGGAAAAGAUGAACAAGCAGAUCCAGCACCAGUACAACGAGAUCCAGGCCAAACUUGACGAAGCUAACCGCACCCUCAACGACUUUGACGCCGCCAAGAAGAAGCUCGCCGUCGAGAACUCCGACCUUUUGCGUCAGCUCGAGGAAGCAGAAAGCCAGAUCGGUCAGUUGUCCAAACUCAAGCUGUCUCUCACCAACCAGCUCGAGGACAGCAGGAAGCUGGCUGAUGAUGAAUGCAGGGAGCGCGCAACUCUGCUCGGCAAGUUCCGCAACCUUGAGCAUGACAUUGAUGGCCUCCGAGAACAGCUGGACGAGGAGAGCGAGGGCAAAGCUGAUCUCCAGCGCCAACUCUCCAAGUCCAAUGCCGAGGCUCAGAUGUGGCGCGCCAAGUAUGAGUCCGAGGGAGUGGCCCGCGCCGAGGAGCUGGAGGCGGCUCGCCUGAAGCUUGCGGCCCGCCUGGAAGAAGCUGAGCAGCAGAUCGAGCAGCUGAACGUGAAAAACAUGAAUCUCGAGAAGACCAAGCAGCGCAUCUCCACCGAGUUGGAGGACAUGCAGCUGGAAGUGGAGCGUGCACAGACCCUGGCCAACGCCGCAGAGAAGAAACAGAAGAACUUCGACAAGAUCAUCUCUGAAUGGAAGAUGAAGGUUGAUGACCUUGCCGCUGAGCUCGACGCCUCCCAGAAGGAGUGCCGCAACUAUUCCACGGAACUGUUCCGCGUCAAGGCUGCCUACGAGGAGAACCUUGAGCAGCUGGACUCAGUGCGCCGUGAGAACAAGAACCUCGCCGAUGAGAUCAAGGACCUUAUGGACCAGAUCGGAGAGGGCGGCCGAUCUCUCCAUGAAGUCCAGAAGAACGCCAAGCGUCUUGAGAUCGAGAAGGAAGAACUCCAGGCUGCUCUUGAAGAGGCUGAGGCCGCCCUGGAGCAGGAGGAGAACAAGGUGCUCCGCGCCCAGCUGGAGCUGAGCCAAGUCAGGCAGGAAAUCGACAGGCGCAUCCAGGAGAAGGAGGAGGAGUUUGACAACACUCGCAAAUGCCACCAGCGCGCUAUCGACUCCAUGCAGGCGUCCCUCGAGGCUGAGGCCAAGGGUAAGGCAGAGGCUCUCCGCAUGAAGAAGAAACUCGAAUCUGACAUCAAUGAGCUCGAAAUCGCCCUCGAUCACUCUAACAAGGCCAACGCUGACAUGCAGAAGCACGUGAAAAAGCUGCAAAUUGAUAUCAAGGACCUGCAGACCCGCGUGGAGGAGGAGCAGCGUCUGUCCUCUGAGUACCGCGAACAAUACGGCAUCGCUGAGCGUCGCGCCAACGCCCUGCACGGCGAGCUGGAGGAGUCCCGCACCCUGCUCGAACAGUCUGACCGCGGCCGCCGGCAGGCCGAGUCCGACUUGGCUGAGGCCAAUGACCACAUCAACGACCUCACAGCACAGAAUGGCUCCCUCACCCUGGCCAAGAGGAAACUCGAAGGAGAGAUGCAGACCCUACAUGCUGAUCUUGACGAGAUGCUGAACGAGGCCAAGAACUCUGAGGAGAAGGCCAAGAAGGCCAUGGUGGACGCUGCUCGCCUGGCUGACGAACUCCGUGCCGAGCAGGAGCAUGCCCAGAACCAGGAGAAGAUGAGGAAGGCCCUCGAGGUUUCCGUUAAGGAGCUGCAGGUGCGUCUGGAGGAAGUGGAGGGCAAUGCCAUGAAGGCCACCAAGAAGGCCAUCGGCAAACUGGAGAGCCGCGUGCGUGAGCUGGAGAGUCAGCUGGACGACGAGGCUCGCCGCCACGCCGACGCCCAGAAGAACCUGAGGAAGUGCGAGAGGCGCAUCAAGGAGCUCACCUUCCAGGCCGACGAGGACAAGAAGAACCACGAGAGGAUGCAAGACCUUGUCGACAAACUCCAGCAGAAGAUCAAGACCUACAAGCGCCAGAUCGAGGAGGCUGAGGAGAUCGCUGCUUUGAACUUGGCUAAGUUCCGCAAGGCCCAGCAGGAGCUGGAGGAGGCUGAGGAGCGUGCUGACAACGCCGAGCAGUGCGCCAACAAGGUGAAAGCGAAGGGUCGGGCUGAAUCCAUGGCUCGCAUGUCCCCUCAGCCACCCCACGCCCGCCAGUUUUUCAUGUAAGAGACGACGACCGAAGUAACCCCCUAACCCCCAACAUCCCCAUCACCACCACAACUACCACCACCACCACCGAGGCCGCCGCUCCAGCCUUCCUGAACACCCCGGCAUAACACUCCAUCACUGGGGAUCGUUUCAUUACCUUCUCCUGUGGUCAUCAUUCGGCAAUACCUUCCCUUUUGUAUCUUGUUCCCUUUGUGUCUAUUUGUAAGCGGCCCCACUAGAGCAGGGUCGCGUAGUGCCGUGAGGGGAGGAGCGGGCGUGCAGGCGGCGAGGGGACCACAACGGCCUGUCCUCACACUCAUGACCUGCCGUCGAACACCUCUCCACCAACCAGCGUUCGAGUCGAGGCAUAAAGAGUCAGACACACACACACAGCCAACAACCAACAGCCCGGGUGAUGAUGGUGACACAUGCCUCUGCCCGUCCGCCGCCACCGCCGCCCACCUCCCACUCCCAGCAGCAAGGGUCUCCAGCCGUACCUUCCCGACACACUGACACAAUACACAGUUGUUCCUGCGGUCGUGGGUUAAAUACUUCCACCAUAAGCUGGGGAGAUGCCGGCCGGCCGAGGGGGGCUCAAUCUCUUCGCAGCACGCCAUCCUUUUUCCCUGCACAGACCAAUCCACCGUUGUGUUGCGAACGGGGAAAGAUCAGGUUAAUGUGUGGAAUUUCCUAGAGUACCGUUCAACCCUUAAUUUUCUUGUGUAAUACAACUGUCUCAAAAUGUAUGUAUGGAUCUGUAUGAGAAUGUAUUAUAUUAAUAAAAACAAUGGCUGGUA
Molecule: messenger RNA, 7855 nt
Organism: Portunus trituberculatus (swimming crab)
Lineage: Eukaryota; Metazoa; Arthropoda; Malacostraca; Decapoda; Portunidae
Product: myosin heavy chain, muscle-like
Exons: 23
Coding region: 1212-7076 (1954 amino acids)
Cellular component (GO): myosin complex
Molecular function (GO): actin filament binding; ATP binding; cytoskeletal motor activity
Source: RefSeq, a predicted model, not a curated record